CUCCUUCCUUGUAUCCUGAGCAAAAAACACAGUAGAGCGAUGACAUGAGAAUUCUCCUCCUCAUGAUCAUAGCCUCUGAAUUUAAAGAUCAAAUCCCUGCUUUAUUUUUGUUCCUGCGAUAUACUAGGUACCUGAACCCGAGUAAAGAAAGCCUUACCCCUUACGUACACUGUCUAUUGUGCAAUACUUCAUAAUUCCAUAAACCCAUCACAACACCCCCCCCCCAAAAAAAAAAAAACAAAGAAACAAAGAAAGCAGCAGAAAGAAGAGAAUCUUGGUGGAGUGUUGUGUAUUAAAAGUGAUGUAAAGGGCAAUCCGAGCUUACGUUAGUUCACAACUCCCCACAACGCUGCUCCAAGAUUUUGUUCUCUGCGCUUCCCGGUGUUCCCGUGAUCAUCGCCGGUGGGGCUCUAUUCUUAUAUAUCCUUCACCACCAUUACCACCCUAAUCCAUACACCUUCCUGGCCUCUAACUAAGAUCCUGAAAGAACACUCGGUCACGAUUAACCUUUCUCAGUUUUAGAAAAUUGAGCAUGAAAAACCAAAUGGGAAGUGCUGCCAAGCUUGUAUUGGCAUUGAGCAUAUGUGGUUUAACAGUAACAGUUGGACUGACAGCGAUGCCCGUGGAGCUGGGAUGCCUGGGAAUAAAGGGUGAUGUGACGGUGGAUGAAUGGGAGGUGAAAAGAGCUUCGGUGGAUUUCGGGAUGAUGAAGAGAGCGGAGCCGCUGGCGGUAUUGCACCCUGCUUCGGCGGAGGACGUGGCCACUGUGGUUCGAGAGGCGUACGAGCUGGGGAAGGGGUUGAGGGUGUCGGCGAGAGGGGAGGGUCACUCCACGAACGGCCAGGCUCAGGCGGGGAAGGGGGUGGUCAUAGAUAUGAGAUCGAAGUCGAGUGUGAGGGUUUGGGAGAAGGAGAAGUAUGUGGACGUGUGGGGCGGAGAGCUUUGGAUUAAAGUACUCAUGGAGACGUUGGAGUAUGGGCUCGCCCCAAAGUCCUGGACCGAUUACUUGUAUUUGACUGUGGGGGGAACCCUCUCCAACGCCGGCAUCAGCGGCCAGACCUUCCAUCAAGGCCCUCAAAUAGCCAACGUGCACCAGCUCGACGUUGUUACAGGAAAGGGCGAGUUGUUGACAUGCUCCGAGGAUGUUAACACGGAGUUGUUCCAUGCCGUUCUUGGCGGUCUUGGGCAGUUCGGAAUCAUCACUAGGGCCAGAAUUGCUCUUGAACCUGCCCCUCAUUGGGUGCGUUGGAUAAGGGUGCUGUACUCGGAUUUUUCAGUGUUCACGAAAGACCAAGAGUUUCUGAUCUCUCUGCAUGGGAAACCAGCCAGUGAGAGAUUUGACUACGUUGAGGGAUUUGUGAUAGUGGACGAAGGGCUUAUUAACAAUUGGAGAUCUUCCUUCUUUUCACCGAGCAACCCAGUCACUCUCAGUUCUCUGAAUGCUGAUGGGGGUGUUUUGUACUGCUUGGAGAUUACCAAAGGUUACGAUGAAGGCAAUGCACAUACUGUUGAUCAGGAAAUAGACGGUCUGUUGGAAAAGUUAGAUUUUAUAGAAACAUCAGUGUUCACAACAGACGUAACAUAUGUGGAUUUUCUGGACCGCGUACACAAGGCAGAGUUAAAGCUGAGGUCUAAGGGUUUGUGGGAGGUCCCUCAUCCAUGGCUCAACCUUUUCGUUCCCAAGUCAAGGAUAGCUGACUUCGACAAGGGCGUGUUCAGGGGCAUUCUUGGAAAUACCACAAGCGGCCCCAUCCUCAUCUACCCCAUGAACUCCCACAAGUGGGACCAGCGGAGCUCAGUGGUGACGCCAGAGGAGGAGGUGUUUUAUCUGGUGGCAUUUCUGAGAUCAGCUGUGGGUAGCGAGACGGUGGAGUACCUAAACAAAGAGAACCGUGAAAUUCUGAGAUUCUGCGAUGAUAAGGGCAUCAAUGUGAAACAGUACCUUCCACAUUACACAAAGCGACACGAGUGGAAGGACCACUUUGGGGACAAAUGGGACCAAUUUUAUCAAAGGAAGAUGCAAUUCGAUCCUGGCUUCAUCUUGGCCACAGGCCAGCGUAUUUUUGAGCCUUCCACUAGCAUCUCCAACUUUGUGCAGAAAAGUUAAAAGGCAAGAUUCAGUACAAGGAUAUGAGCGUGAUUAGAAAGUAGUGCCGUUGUUGAGGAGUUGCUAUCUGGGCAGAAGGUGGAUGCAGCUAGCUUGCAUUUUGUGCAUAUGACAUGUCGUUUUGCAGUGUCCGUGAUCCCGACCGCCCCUUCUGAUUCGCUCUCCCUGUGUCCCUACAAUGCAGCUCCUCGUGCUCUUGCUUCCAGUUCCUUUCACAAUUUUUCACUACCUGUACCCUUUCCUUUCUAAGUUUUUCCCUCUUCUUUCCUAUUUCAUACUCCUUGUACAUAGGAUUCCGCAUGAGCUAGUAUAAGGGGCACUUAAUGCUAGUCAAUAUUAACGCUAGUCCCUUUCUGCAA
Molecule: messenger RNA, 2466 nt
Organism: Prosopis cineraria
Lineage: Eukaryota; Viridiplantae; Streptophyta; Magnoliopsida; Fabales; Fabaceae
Product: cytokinin dehydrogenase 5-like
Exons: 5
Coding region: 533-2107 (524 amino acids)
Biological process (GO): cytokinin metabolic process
Molecular function (GO): cytokinin dehydrogenase activity; FAD binding
Source: RefSeq, a predicted model, not a curated record